GGAUACAGGACCCCUGACCUCUGUCAGGACAGUGCUGAUUGGCCCUGUGCUAAUCACAUGCACCCUCCCAAGAAAAAAAAACCUCUCUAGCAAUACACACCAAACUGAGCAUGUGCAGAGUGACUCCACACGGUAUGUCUUAUCAGGAGAUAGGAGGGAGACUGGAUGAAGGGGAGGAUCAGAGAAGACAGGAUCAAACAGCCUUUUUACACAAUGCAGAGGAUUAACCCCUUAAGUUCCACAGUGAGUAUAACACGCAUGCUUUACUGCAUAUACAGACUGAUUUUACUGUUGUGGAUUUAG
Messenger RNA from Staurois parvus, 303 nucleotides. Lineage: Eukaryota; Metazoa; Chordata; Amphibia; Anura; Ranidae. The record is from the annotation of a GenBank genome assembly.